Molecule: messenger RNA, 1886 nt
Organism: Penaeus vannamei (Pacific white shrimp)
Lineage: Eukaryota; Metazoa; Arthropoda; Malacostraca; Decapoda; Penaeidae
Source: RefSeq, a predicted model, not a curated record
CCUUCGCGAUGGCAGAGGAGGCAAUGUUCGACUUCAUUCACAUGGAAGCAGUUUCCUACGUUUUUCAGGGAGGCGAAAAGCUAGCCGAAGCUCACAGGCUUUUCCCUGAUGGAGAAGGCUGUGGCGAAAGCACAUCGGCUGGUGGCGACCUUGUGCAUAAAGUCUGUUUCCGAGUAGGGGUACCCUCCACAUUCGGCCAUCAUGGCAGCUAUGGCGGAGUACUGAACACGACGAUGGCAUGCAGGAUGAAGCAGUAUCAAAGCUUGAGCACAUGGGUUUUGCCACUGGAUAUCGAUUAGUAGAAAGGUUGACACGAGAAUCUGGCCGCUACAAAGAUGAACUAGACAUAAUGAAAUAUAUCUGCAAAGAUUUAUGGGUAACUGUAUACAAGAAACAAAUUGACAACUUGAGAACCAAUCAUCAGGGAGUUUAUGUCCUUCAUGACAACCGAUUCCGUUUUCUCUCACACAUGGCUACAGGAAAGCAGUAUCUUCAAUAUGCCCCCAGGUAUCUUGCCUUCACAUGUGGACUUGUGCGUGGAUGCCUUGCCAACCUGGGGGUCACCUGUGUGGUAACAGCAGAAGUGACACAGCUCCCUGCCUGCAAGUUCCAAAUUCAAGUUCAGCGGGGAUGAUAGACAUGAACUUUUUUUUUUUGUAACAUGCAUCUCUUUAUUUAAUUAGUUAUAUAUAUGUAUCCGUAUGUAUAUGUGCACCUGUAAGGUUUCUUUAAUUAUGUUUAGUUAUUAGAAGGAUAAUCUUUUUUUUGUAUAUUUAUGUUACUGAAUAUUGAUUGAUGUGGUAUGUCACAAGGUUCUAUGACUGUAUGUAGAUAACUUUCUAGAUAUUUAUAGAGACAGAUCUUUACAUUAUUAAAUACAAAGGAUGCUUUUAUAUUCAUAUGGAUGAUAACAUAAAUGUCUUCUAUGUGCUCCUCCAUUCUUUUCAUAGUCUGUUGAAAGUAUAUUAUUUAUUUCCUUGGUGUAUAUUACAUGCCCCACCUAGGUUUGAUUGGAGAGCAUCUUUGUAAAUAAUACAUAAUAGAUUAUUGACCUUUUUAAAUAAAAUUAUAGAUUAGGUGUAAUGAAUUGAAUUGUAUGAUUCAUAGAACUUACUGCAUUAUUAUCAAGUAUUUUUUCCUCAUUGGUGAAAUAAAACAGAUUAAAAACUAUGUUGUAUCAAGGUAAAUAUUCCAGAAUAGUACAUUCCAGCAAAUUGAAGUAUGUGUAAUCUGGAAAUUGAUCAAUGAUUUUAGUUCUGGAGAUUUCAUAUAACCAGAUGUUUAACCCCAUGCUGCUGGGUAGCAUGUAUGUACAUGCCAUUGAUGUAUUGGACCAAGUAGCUGGUGACUUCGCAUCAAGACCAUUCCCAUCAUUUCUAUGGUGAAACUUUUGGCCAAUAAAACCUAAAGUGAAGGUAAACCCUCACAUUAAAAAAAAAAUAAUAAAUUUACAUGAUGUCAGAAUACAAGUUUUUAGGUACCUAAUAUUGCCCACAAAGUGCCAAAUGAGCUGGAUGCAAACAGGAAACUGUCAAUGUGCGCCAACAUCCUGCAUUAAUGGCCUCUUUCCAAAUCUUUGCCUCAGUGUUAAUGGGUUAACCAGUGCCUCAUCGAGAACUUUGGGUUUGCUUGGCCUCCACUUCAGGGAAUAUGCAUGCCUCCUGGGCCAAUUUCAGACUUGGCUAGUGCAUCGCACUCUCUGCACUAAACCAACAAAGUGAUAUGAUUUCUUUUUGUAUUACAGAUAUCCAAAACAUGAUUUUAAUGUUUUUGUAUACUCAGAGAUGCAUGAUAUUCAUUUAAGGUUUCUAGAAUGAAUCUAUUAGCUUAUGUAAAUAACAGUCUAUUUCAAUAAAUUAGGUGUGUUACACUCUGUGUAAAAGAUG